ACCAAACUAGUAAUUCGUUUAGAUAAUAAAACGGAUGCUGAUAUGAGAUCUUCUCAUCGUUCUUGUUUAUUGUACUCUUGAUUAGUUUCGCAUUUCAAUCACCGGUUCGGUCCGUGCUUCCCGGCAAACGAAACUGGUAAUGGAUUAACCAAUAGACAACAUCACAAGCAGAUCCUUGAAGAUCUCACUAUCAAAUCUUGGAGCCGCGACAAUGAAUGCUGCUAACUUUUCAAUAAGAAUCUGUAGAUAUCAUUUGUUAGAUAAAAACUUAGGGCAGUUAUGGCCAUCUCUUAAUACCUUCUGUUCCAAACUUUUCAAAUCCAGAAUCAAUAUUAGAAAAUUACAUGAAUCCUCAAAGACAAGCAAAACAGUUCGAAAGGAAAAACCUCCUUGGAAUAUUCUAUUCUUUGGUUCUGAUGCAUUUUCUUUGGAAACUUUGAAAAAACUUAUUGAUAAUAUGAAUACAAGCCCUACCCCGACUGUGCAGUCUGUGGAAGUUGUUUGCAAGACUACGCAAUGUUUGGUGAAUAACUUUGCCGAAGAAAACCACCUCAAGCUAUACUCAUGGCCAAUUGCUGUCAUGAAAAAUAAGUACGAUAUCGGAGUCGUGGUGUCUUUUGGAUGUCUGAUUCCUGGAAAGAUUAUCCGAAUGUUUCCACAUGGAAUUCUCAAUGUCCAUGCGAGCCUUCUGCCUCGGUGGCGUGGUGCAGCUCCUAUCAUCCAUACCAUAGUGAAUGGAGACACAGUCACUGGUGUUUCAGUAAUGAAGAUCAGGCCUAAAAAGUUUGACAUUGGUUCAAUACUUAACACAAAGAGUGUCCCUGUACCACAAGCUUGUACCUCAACGCAACUACAGACUUUACUAGCUACAGAAGGUGCAGAAAUACUUCUGCAUACGUUGUCCCAAAUUCCAUUUCACGAAGACCAAGAGAAGGAGCAAGAACAAGCAAAUGUCACCUAUGCACAUAAACCCACCACAGAGAUGACAUACAUCAACUGGGAAGAGCAGACCUGUGAUAUGAUUGAUAGACAGUACAGAGCUUUCCACGAAAGGGUCUAUUUGAAAACAAUUUGGGAUUGCAAAGUUGUGAAGUUAUUAGACAUGGUUGAUAAUGAAACCGCAAAAGAAUACCAUGUCGAUUCGUUACUGAAGCAGAAGCUAUUGGUAAAUUCCUCAGACGACGUUCACCCUGGAACUGUGUUACAUUACAAGAAAGCUAACUGUUUGAUGAUUAAGUGCCUCGAUGGUUGGGUGGCCUUUCAGAGAAUCAUCAAGGGUAAAACGAUGACUGCUCAAGAGUUUCAGAAUGGGUUUCUUUGUAAAGUACCUGCAAACAAGAUUUGUAAAUUUGACAGCCAAAAGAAUUAUUUGUAUGAAGAUAUUUAUAAUAAAAAACGAACAGUCCGAAGUUAGAAACAUAA
Molecule: messenger RNA, 1422 nt
Organism: Octopus sinensis (East Asian common octopus)
Lineage: Eukaryota; Metazoa; Mollusca; Cephalopoda; Octopoda; Octopodidae
Product: methionyl-tRNA formyltransferase, mitochondrial-like
Exons: 10
Coding region: 212-1414 (400 amino acids)
Biological process (GO): conversion of methionyl-tRNA to N-formyl-methionyl-tRNA; biosynthetic process
Cellular component (GO): mitochondrion
Molecular function (GO): methionyl-tRNA formyltransferase activity
Source: RefSeq, a predicted model, not a curated record